Messenger RNA from Osmerus eperlanus (European smelt), 762 nucleotides. RefSeq names its product cytosolic phospholipase A2 gamma-like. Gene Ontology annotation, cellular component: nucleoplasm; cytosol; nuclear envelope. Gene Ontology annotation, biological process: glycerophospholipid catabolic process. The coding region runs from base 1 to 762 and encodes 253 amino acids. Gene Ontology annotation, molecular function: calcium ion binding; calcium-dependent phospholipid binding. The transcript is spliced from 6 exons. Lineage: Eukaryota; Metazoa; Chordata; Actinopteri; Osmeriformes; Osmeridae. The record is from RefSeq and is a predicted model, not a curated record.
AUGGUAGUUAAAGAAGGAAGUUUUAAGUUUGUGUUAUCAUUCACAGAGAAGACUGCAUUUUGGAGAACAGAACUUGUAAGUUCUAAGCAAGAACUGGCCCACUAUACCUGCCAAGUGUGUGAGUCCAUCUUUGACCGGUUCGAUGACCUGAAAGAAGAAAUAUGGAGAGCUAUUGUAAAGUUCAUAUUAACAAUUGUGGAGCUCGUCUUGAAAGGAAUUUGGAUUUGGGGAACCCAGUAUAACUUUCUGCACAAUGCAACACAUGACACAGCUCCAGAUGUUGCUCCACAAAUUCUGACUGAACAAAUCAGACAUUUUAAGGAUGUUGGUUUACUGGUGAAUUCUCCAUAUUUCUGUGUUCUGAGGCCUGAGAGACAAAUAGAUCUUAUCAUCUCCCUUGACUUCAGUGGAGGAAACCCAAUGGAGACAGUUGUGGAGGCACACAAAAAAUGUGAGGAGAUGAAAAUUCCAUUACCAACUGUUGUUGUGAGUCCUGAGGCCAAAAAAACUCCAAAGGACUUUUACGUCUUCAAAGGCGUCAACACUCCAACUGUGAUCCACAUGCCAUUGUUCAACAUUGUAAACUGUAAAGUUGAGGACUUGAGUAAGUUGCGAGAGAAAUACAAAACAUUCCAAGGAGCUUACAGUCCAGAGAUGAUUACUGAGCUGAUGGAGCUGGCUGGCCAGAACAUCACCAAUAACAGGGAACAUUUGCUGAGGGAGAUUGAAAUGGUCUCGAAGAGAACAACUCAUCAAAACUGA